GGACGACGGUGAGAGUUUUUAUUUUCUCUGUGGAAGCGUUAUUGUUCCUCUCUGCCCGCAGUUGGUCGGUGGGGAGGGAAGCGAUGCGUUGAUUCGCGAGGAGGAAAGGCUCGUCUUCGCCGUCCUAGCUGGGCCAGGCAAGCCUCGGCAAUGUCCGGAAGCAGGCCGCCGCCGCAGCACCCUCCGGCCGGGCCGGGCGCUGCGGGCCCUCCGGGCUCCUCGAGCUCCUCGGUCACCACCUCGGCCUGCUUGGGCACCUCGAUGGCGAUGGGCACCGCGAUGGCGACGGGCACCUCGGCGGUUCCCUCGCGACCCGUGUUGGUGGCGGCCGCUGUGUCUGGAUCCUCCUGCAGCGGGGGCCUUUCUCGCCUGGCGGGGACCCGAGUCGGGGCCGGCAGUGGCACAGUCAGCGGCGGCGGCGGCACCAGGAAGAGGCCGCUGCUGACUCCGCUUUGCAACGGCCUUCUGAAUUCCUACGAGGACAAAAGCAAUGAUUUCGUAUGCCCUAUCUGCUUUGAUAUGAUUGAAGAAGCUUACAUGACAAAAUGUGGACACAGUUUCUGUUACAAGUGUAUUCAUCAAAGCCUGGAAGAUAACAACAGAUGUCCCAAAUGUAAUUAUGUUGUGGAUAACAUUGACCAUCUAUACCCCAACUUUUUAGUGAAUGAGCUCAUCCUUAAACAGAAGCAAAGAUUUGAGGAAAAGAGAUUCAAAUUGGACCAUUCAGUGAGUAGCACCAAUGGGCACAGGUGGCAAAUAUUUCAAGAUUUGUUGGGAACAGACCAAGACAACCUUGACUUGGCCAAUGUUAACUUAAUGUUGGAACUUCUGGUGCAGAAGAAAAAACAGCUGGAGGCAGAGUCCCAUGCUGCCCAGCUACAGAUUUUGAUGGAAUUCCUGAAGGUUGCCAGGAGAAAUAAGAGAGAGCAGUUAGAGCAAAUUCAGAAGGAGUUGAGUGUUUUGGAAGAAGAUAUUAAACGAGUAGAGGAAAUGAGUGGCUUAUAUUCACCAGUCAGUGAAGACAGCACCGUGCCCCAGUUUGAAGCUCCUUCACCUUCACACAGUAGCAUUAUUGAUUCUACAGAAUAUAGCCAACCUCCUGGAUUUAGUGGCAGUUCCCAGACUAAGAAACAGCCAUCGUAUAAUAGUACCUUAGCUUCAAGGAGGAAGAGACUUACAGCUCAUUUUGAAGAUUUGGAACAAUGCUACUUUUCCACCAGGAUGACUCGACUAUCAGAUGAUAGUAGAACCUCAACCCAGCUGGAUGAAUUUCAAGAGUGCCUAUCUAAGUUUACUCGCUACAAUUCUGUUCGACCUUUGGCAACACUGUCUUAUGCAAGUGAUCUCUACAAUGGAUCUAGCAUAGUCUCAAGUAUUGAGUUUGAUCGAGACUGUGACUAUUUUGCUAUUGCGGGAGUGACAAAGAAGAUUAAAGUCUAUGAAUAUGGCACAGUCAUUCAGGAUGCAGUUGAUAUUCAUUAUCCAGAGAAUGAAAUGACAUGUAAUUCCAAAAUCAGCUGUAUCAGCUGGAGUAGUUACCACAAAAACCUUUUGGCCAGCAGUGACUAUGAAGGAACGGUCAUCUUAUGGGAUGGAUUCACAGGGCAACGUUCAAAAGUCUAUCAGGAGCAUGAGAAAAGAUGCUGGAGUGUGGACUUUAAUUUGAUGGACCCUAAACUCUUGGCUUCAGGUUCUGAUGAUGCAAAAGUGAAGCUGUGGUCAACCAACCUGGACAAUUCAGUAGCAAGCAUUGAGGCCAAGGCAAAUGUGUGUUGUGUAAAAUUCAGCCCCUCAUCCAGGUACCAUCUUGCUUUUGGCUGUGCAGAUCACUGUGUCCAUUACUAUGAUCUUCGGAACACUAAACAGCCCAUUAUGGUCUUCAAAGGGCACCGCAAAGCUGUUUCAUAUGCAAAAUUUGUUAGUGGAGAAGAAAUAGUCUCUGCGUCAACAGACAGCCAGCUAAAGCUAUGGAAUGUAGGGAAGCCACAUUGUUUGCGUUCUUUUAAGGGUCACAUCAAUGAGAAGAAUUUUGUAGGCUUGGCAUCUAAUGGAGACUAUAUUGCCUGUGGAAGUGAAAAUAAUUCACUCUACCUGUACUAUAAAGGCCUCUCAAAGACACUGCUAACCUUCAAAUUCGACACUGUCAAAAGUGUCCUGGACAAAGACCGUAAGGAGGAUGACACAAAUGAAUUUGUCAGUGCUGUAUGCUGGAGGGCACUACCAGAUGGGGUAAAUAUUUUGCUAAUUUUUUCUUCUUGAUGGGGG
Messenger RNA from Python bivittatus (Burmese python), 2265 nucleotides. The record is from RefSeq and is a predicted model, not a curated record. NCBI's taxonomy places the organism in Eukaryota, Metazoa, Chordata, Lepidosauria, Squamata, Pythonidae.